Molecule: messenger RNA, 906 nt
Organism: Triticum dicoccoides
Lineage: Eukaryota; Viridiplantae; Streptophyta; Magnoliopsida; Poales; Poaceae
Exons: 2
Coding region: 1-906 (301 amino acids)
Source: RefSeq, a predicted model, not a curated record
AUGGAUUCCCGCCGCCGCAUCGACCCCGCGGAAGAAGCGCGCCACCGGCAGGUGAUGGACAGCCUCGGCGUGUACGACGCCGACUGGGCUCUUGGUAAAUAUCCAAUUUUCUCGUCCAAGACCUUGGAGCAGUCUGACGUCCAGUCGGGGCAGAACCGGCUGCUCCUCACCAAGGAGACGGUGCGGGGCGGCCCUAUCCCCAAGUUCUUCCCGGAGCUGGAGGAGCUUGGUGACGAUGGGCUGAACGCCCAGAACAAGGUCUCGGUCAAGGUCCUCGACGCGAAGGGCCACGAGAAGGAUGUGCACCUCCGCUACCUCAACUCCAACAGGGCGUACCGGGUCGUGGGGUCUGACUGGAGGAAGCUAGUGGAGGAGAGCCACAUGUGCAAGGGAGACCGCCUCGACAUGUACGCGUGCAGGCGCGGCGACGGCGAGCGCUGUCUCUUCGUGUUCAGGAGCAAGGGCGGUGGUGAUACGUCCAGCUGCACCGGACGUAAGCGCACCCGACAGCCUUCCGUCGCAGCUCGCUAUCCUGCCGCGGACGACGACGACGACUUCGUCGAUGCUGGCCGUGCUGCUGAUCGGAGCGCCAAGCGAGAUUGCAACAGCCACUAUUACGCAGACGCCGAUAACACCGGAAGCCAUCGGAGAGAUCGUGGCAAGAAGCACAAGCGAGCUAAGAGCGGCCAUGUCAGGAGAGAAGAUCAUAUGCGGGUUGCGGUCGACGACGAUGUGAAGGCUCUUGAUUUCCAGGGUGAUUACGGCUGUUACAAAGCCGAGGGGAGAAGGGUAAAUAAAGCACCUUGGACAUUGCCGAACUACAGUGGCAAGGAACAAGAAGCUGCCAAAGGCCUCUUAAUGUUGAAAUAUGCUAUUUUUGCUGAGCACUAUAAGGGUAGCAUUUAG